AUGACAUCCCUGAGACCUUUCCAGGCCACUGAUCUAUUUGACCUGAAUGCAGUCAACCUUGAUCCACUGACUGAGAACUUCAACAUUGGUUUCUACCUCGAAUACCUAACGACAUGGCCUUCGUUAUUCUUCAAGAGCGUGGAGGUUGGUGACGUGAACAGCGGAUACAUGAUGGGAAAGACAGAGGGUAAAGGUGAUCUAUGGCACACCCACAUCACCGCUGUGACGGUGAAUGUUCACUACAGACGACUAGGGCUGGCCUCGUUCCUGUGUGAUAAUCUUGAGUACAUCACCGAUGCCCCUCCUCACGAGACAAACUUCAUCGAUCUCUUCGUCAAGGUGACCAAUUCACUGGCCAUCGGGAUGUACGAGAAGCUGGGAUAUUCUGUAUAUAGACGUGUUGUUGGUUAUUACGGUAAUGGUAGUUGGGUGCCAAACACCAAGAUGGUGAACGACGAUAAGGAUGCCUUCGACAUGCGUAAAGGCAUGGCGAGGGACAAAGGAAGAAGUACGAGACCAGAUGGUCGGGAACACAGGUGUUUACCACACGAUGUGACGUUUUAG
Molecule: messenger RNA, 564 nt
Organism: Williopsis jadinii
Lineage: Eukaryota; Fungi; Ascomycota; Saccharomycetes; Phaffomycetales; Wickerhamomycetaceae
Gene: NAT3
Product: peptide alpha-N-acetyltransferase complex B subunit NAT3
Exons: 1
Coding region: 1-564 (187 amino acids)
Biological process (GO): N-terminal peptidyl-methionine acetylation
Cellular component (GO): NatB complex
Molecular function (GO): protein-N-terminal amino-acid acetyltransferase activity
Source: RefSeq, a predicted model, not a curated record